ACACAAAUUCGAAGAACAAAAGCCAUGUCUUCAAUUCCAUAACAAUAAAAAUCUCAUUCCUUCUCUCUCUCUCUCUACAUUCCGUCAUCAAAGCUCUUGUUCCCCCCUUCCCAGUGGAAAGGCAACCAAAUUGAGCUGUGAAGCCAAAAUUUGGAGUUAGGCCGUUGUUGUUCUUGUGUUUAUCGAUUGAAAUAUGGUCGAUUCAAUUGCGGCAACAUCCCUUUUGGGGCACCGGCCGAUAUGUGGGAGUUACUGUUUCAAGGAUGUUUCAAGUAACCGGAAGGUGGAUCCUGGCCGCCUACCUAUGACCAAGUUUAUUGGUAGGAGAGUUUCUAGCUCUGCCUCUUUGUGGAUAUUGGGGGUUGAGCAGCCACGGAUGUCUAUGAUUAGGGCUCAAGCCAUGGAAUUAACCAGAGAGGCGUAUUCUUAUCGUGAGGAAGAGCGAAUACCUAGAGACUUUCGGUAUGGGAUUGACACCGGUGUGGAUCGUAGACCUGGAUUAUGGCCGCCAGAGAAUAAGGCGGAUAAUCCUGCACUUAGAAAUCCAUUGCUUCGGCAAGAAAGGAUGGGUUGUGGGUGGUUAGGUGCUAUAUUUGAGUGGGAAGGAGUGCUGGUUGAAGAUAAUCCGGAUCUUGAGAAGCAAGCUUGGUUGGUUCUUUCUGAGGAAGAGGGAAAAUCACCACCACCAGCCUUCAUGCUUCGGAGGGUAGAAGGUAUGAAGAAUGAGCAAGCGAUUGCAGAAGUUCUCUGCUGGUCAAGAGAUCCAGGUGAACUUAAGAGAAUGGCAUCUAGGAAGGAGGAGAUUUACCAAGCUUUACAAGGUGGGAUUUAUAGAUUCCGUUGUGGUUCCCAAGAGUUCGUGAACGUCCUGAUGCAUCACAAGGUCCCAAUGGCUUUGGUGUCCACCCGACCAAGAAAAUCACUCGAGAGAGCAAUUGGAGCCAUUGGGAUCGAAGGAGUAUUUGACGUCAUUGUGGCGGCGGAGGAUGUCCAUAGAGGGAAGCCCGAUCCUGAGAUGUUUGUAUAUGCAGCACAACUUCUGCAAUUCAUACCAGAGAGGUGUAUAGUUUUUGGCAACUCAAAUCAAACGGUUGAAGCUGCACAUGAUGCAAGGAUGAAAUGUGUUGCCGUUGCUAGCAAACACCCUGUUUACGAGCUUGGAGCAGCCGAUCUGGUGGUGAGACACCUUGACGAGCUCUCAGUGGUUGAUCUCAAGAACCUGGCCGACAUUGAAUCAGCUGAGUUUGGAUCCAAUGAACCAGAGCUGGAGAUGGAGGUUGAGGCAGAAGACGACCGGCACCCAUCCUCAUCAGUUGGCGUUUAUGAUGAUUUCUGGUGAUAUUUUACCAAAUGUACAGCGCUUUAUCCUUAAUCUAAUUCUUGGCCAUGAAAGCCUACUGUUGAUCACGUGUAUAAAGAAAUAGGAGACAGAAAUACAAGGGUUGAAUUUGCAGGAGAAAAUAGUCGAAGAAAAAGGAACUGCAGAAGGUAAUCUACAUUGGAUUGCCAUGUACUCUGUGUUGUAUGUAUUAUAUGUACAAAUAAUACGUCUUUAGACUUCCUGUAUAUGUCCAAAAUCUCAACCUUCUUAUUGAAUUCGUAAGUUGAUAUGA
Messenger RNA from Sesamum indicum (sesame), 1613 nucleotides. Its product is annotated as 5-amino-6-(5-phospho-D-ribitylamino)uracil phosphatase, chloroplastic. NCBI's taxonomy places the organism in Eukaryota, Viridiplantae, Streptophyta, Magnoliopsida, Lamiales, Pedaliaceae. The record is from RefSeq and is a predicted model, not a curated record.